CGUGGGACCCACUGAGUCCUGCGCAUUUCCCCCAGCGUCCCCCCUGCAGGAAACCUUUGAUUGCCCCCCUUCAUCAGUUCCAUCCUUCACUGCUACACUACAGAUACCAUUGCUUGUGUCAGACUUGGGUAGAGAUCUCUUUGCCUGUUGGGAAGCUCAAAAGAUUAUCUUUCGUUCUUGCUUCCCUGUUUGUGGUACCACCUGCUUCCUCAUCGGUUAACGUGUUUUUGGUGUUUGUGAUCCAGUGCUCUUAGAUUGGAGUUUGAUCUUGCUGCUGCGCCCUUAGAAGGUUUAUCAACUAGGACCCAGUCUUAUUUUGUGCAAAGACUUGAUCUCAUUCUCCAUGGCAGCCCUCCAUUGAUCACUUAAACCGUGCACUUUAUCAAGAAUUUUGAUCUUCUCCUUAGAGGUCAAAGAACUUGCAAGUUCCUUUCACCCUUAAGAGCUUCUUGUAGAUCCUAAUGAACUGGAAUAUGGUCUGGCUGAAGAUGCUUAAUAUUUAAGUUAUUGAAACUUGACAGCAUCAUGCUGUGCACUUCCACUGCUAAGGACUUUUUUACCCAGCUCAGAUGGUUGCAGACUUGCUGGCCCUAUGGUUCCAAAGAUGGUCACUUGCCAGGGAAAGCCUUUUGAUAUUGGUGGUUUGAACUAUGACUGUUCAGUGAGCAGAAGAUUUUAAAAGAGCAGUACUGCCAGGCUGACAAUCAUUAUAUUCUAUUUUGGGGAACUCGUUACUCAUUAUGGGCAGUCAUUGAAGACCCCCUUGGGGAUACAUUCAUUCAACUGAACAUGGACCAGAAAAAUUUCAAAGUGAGUGUAAUGACAAGUAAUGUGAGGCACCUCCAUGAUCAGCAAAAGCUAGAAACUUUUGGGAAUUUGAAGAACUCAUUUGAUUGUUAUGGAAAAUAUUCUCAUGGGAACACUGAAAUUGAGAAGCAAGAGCAUGAAUCUGACCCUGAAAUUAACAGUUACGAAGCUGUUAGUUUGACCGAAAUGGAAAUUAAGUGCCUAAAUUAUGAUUAUGUCUCUUCCAGUGAUUGUAUCACCACAGAUGCAAACAAUUCAAAGCAACUAUGUUCUGCAGUUUCAACUUCAAGAAGUUCAACAGUUGGGGUUGGAAUAUAUAAAAAAGGUGGUGCUGAAGGACCUUCUGGUGAAAUGGUUUGUAAUAAAGUAGUUCCAUCUUCAACUUGUCAGAAUAGGUUUGCUGGAAAUGAGUGCUCAAAUGAUGGUGAGACAUCUGCCCAUUUUAUUGGAGGGAUCGAUUCUGUGCAGCAGAUUUGCAUAAAUAGUGGCAUUAAGUUAGAGACUGGCCAGCCUCUUAAAAAAAAGGAAGUCAAUGAGUUGGAUCUAGGGAGAAGAAAAGGAAAUUUGCUAAAUGCUGAUGAGGAUGUUUUAAAGUCCAUUGUGCAGGCAACCUUUCAUGAUAAGCAACUUAAAACGGAGUCAUCCUCUUCUAACUCAUCGCAUGUCUUUCUUCCAGCUUCUUCAAAUGACAGCUGUCAGGAACCAUCACUGGAUGUGAAGUCCUGUAAGCACAGCAAAAGUAGUGGCAUGAACAGUUUCUGUACUCCCUUUAAGUGUAGCUUGGAAGAGUCAGCAGGUAAAACAAUGGUAUUGGGUACCAAAGCACAAGUUGCUUCCAGAGAAGUGCUGGAUUCUUCUAUAUUUCUGCCUAGGAAACAAGGAAAUGUGGGUAAAGCUUCAGAAACUGUUGGUAAUGUCAGUGAGAGAGGUGGUGAAAGGGUUCUGGGAAUGAUUGCAGACCUGAUGGUACAGAGGAUUGAUGUUCCUAACUCCAGUCUGCUGAAAACGACAAAUGAAGAACUUGCAAGUCAAGGUAAACUAGAGCUUCCCUGUGAGGUGGAUGAUGGAUUGGAGGUGGCUUCAGGAGUUGCAAGAGAAACGGAGCCAGAGGUUAGUAUAUAUAGGGAGGCCUCAGGAAGCUCGUUUUCAACAGAAGAGAAAACUGGUGAUAUAGUUAAUCUGAAUUCCAUUGACUCUUCAUAUCCAGAUAAAAAUGAUAGCCUGAUAGAAACUGAACCUAGAAGCAAGUCAUAUAAUGUUCAAAUUAAGUCUGAAAACUUAUAUUCCACCAAGGUGAUGGGGGAAGAUCCGAAAUUGUCAAUGAAAAAUCAGCAGCUGUGCAUAGAGGUGAAAGAGCAAUCGCAAGAUAGGGGUCUUGGAACAUGUCAAGCUAAUGAUGGCCUUUGUGGUCGGGGAUCAUCUCCCUUGACUACACCUAAAGAUGUGGUUGGUGGUGGAUUUGAUCUGAAUGAAGGUAUCCUGGCAGAUGAAGUGGAGUACCCUAAACAGCUGGUGAAUGAAACUUCAUCAUCCUGUCAUGUGGUGAAUGUGUCAGCGCCAAUACCUGUGGUAGCUAAAUCCAGGGUUCCCUUGUGCUUACCCAUGCCUCCAUUGCAGUUUGAAGGACAGCUAUGUUGGAAGGGUUCUGCAGCAACUAGUGCUUUUCGGCCAGCUUCUGUUUCUCAUAGUCCUAAUAAAAGGAAGGCACUUUCCAACAGUGAUGAUAACCAUAGUUCAAGACACUCACAGGGUUUGAAGGGGUUUGACCUCAAUGUUGCAGCUGAAGAGUCUUCCCUGGAAGUUAGUCCAAAACGAGCUGAAAGGCCUAAUCUUGACCUCAAUUGUCUCAGUGAAGAUGAUCACUGUGAAGCUUCUCCACUAGUAUCCUUACCAAGAAACAGUAUCAGGGAUAUUGAUCUGAAUCACAACCAGUGGUUUGAGGAUACAUGCGAAGAUGCUCAAGAUUCAGGUCAAGGUUCUCAACUAUUGAGAGGCAGUGCAAUGGAUCCUGCUGUUUCUUGCACUGGAAAUGUUAGACAACCUGGUGCUAGUGUUGCGAAGCCUGCCCAACCUGCAUAUAGGGCAGACCUGAGUUCUAAGCAGGGCUUUAGUCAUGGUCCUGCUCAAACUUUUCUGGUGGCUGCACCUGGAGUGAUUCCGGGUAUGGAAAACAUGCGGACGCUACUUCCCUCACAUCCCAAUAUGAGCUAUACCCCACUGUCAGCCCAAUCACUAGCUCAUCCUUUCCCUUACAAUAAGGGAUUCUACUUUGACCCCACCAAUCCCCUCGCCACUAUAUGCCAUACGGGUGUUGUACCAUGCAUGACAGACCCACAUGGGACUGCUGUCAUCCCUCAUGCGUUAGUUUCCAGCACUCCCCCGGCCUUCCAAUGGCCCCGCAUCUUGUGAAUGUUGCGGGUGGGCCAGGCCCCUGUGAUGUUGCCAUCAUAAGGCACAGUCUAGAUCUAAACGGUGGGGUAGGUUCAGAAAAUGGAGGCAGAGGAGGAAAUGCUGCACAGCUUUUCGUACCUGUCGGUAAUUCAUUGGUGCAGGAGCAAAUGAAGUCUUUCCAACAAUUUGCUUUGCCUGCCACACCCAUAAAGAGGAGGGAGCCUGAUGGUGGAUGGGACUGUCACCAGCUUGGCUAUAGACAGGUGACUUAUCAGCAAUAGUUCUCUAUCCUCAUCUGAUCAAAUGCCUUACUCUCGCAAAUAUUUAACAUAGUUGUAGCUUGCAGCAGUAGUUCAAUCUUUUAAUCUAAUCCCGGUGUUUGCUUGGAGCCAACUUCAGCUUCCUCAAACUUCCUGCGACUGCAAUUUACGUCCCGACUAGUCAUGUAAAGUUUCUAUUCUACGGCAGAAGAAUGCGAGCUAAACUUUUAGUUUUUUGCUUGGGUUCCUUGUUUUGGUACUACUUUCAAGUGUCAGUAUGUUGUCAAACCGGUGCAAAUUGCUGCCUCACCCCGCCUUAUGGCUGCUUGGGAUCUGGCUUAUGCCCACAACAAUAUGCUAUUAUAAUUUUGAGUUCUGGAUAGGGCUUUUGGACA
This is a messenger RNA of Vitis riparia (riverbank grape), 3853 nucleotides long. RefSeq lists its product as uncharacterized. NCBI's taxonomy places the organism in Eukaryota, Viridiplantae, Streptophyta, Magnoliopsida, Vitales, Vitaceae. The transcript has 4 exons. The record is from RefSeq and is a predicted model, not a curated record. The coding region runs from base 790 to 3216 and encodes 808 amino acids.